UAUCAUAAGCGGAGUCGGCCGCUAAGAAAGAUGCCAAGCACCCACGGGGAUCUAUGGGGAAGCAGAAGCAAAGGAGCGACGGUGUAACUGAAGGGACCGUUGUGGGAAGGGACGCAGAGGCCGGAGUUUUAGUUGGAGUUGAAGGUGGAAGUGGAGGCGGAUGUGUCAGCAGCGGGGUUGAUGAAGCAUUGCCGUCGCCCUCCUCGUCGACCAUCGCCUUCCGGGAGCGUAAAACGAGGAAAGUGCUGAACUCUGGGGAGAAGAGGGAGAACAGGAAGGCUAAGGCCGACGCUAUUAUUGUUCCUCCGUUGAGGACUCUCUCAGAAGAAGGUGCAAUCGCCCUCGCCAUACAGCAUCUCAAGGCAUGCGAUCCUCUCCUGGGGCGGCUGAUCGACAUCCACCACCCGCCCAUUUUCCACAAGCAGCAUACGCCCUUUCACUCCCUUGCUCGGAGCAUCCUUUAUCAGCAACUCGCCAUUAAAGCCGCUGCUUCUAUUUACUCACGGUUCAUCGCUCUGUGCGGUGGUGAGAGUGGUGUGGUCCCUGAGACAGUGUUGAGGUUGAGUCCGCUGCAACUUCGGCAGAUUGGUGUGUCUGCCAGGAAAGCUGGUUACCUUCAUGACCUUGCUGCGAAGUUCUCUGACGGACUUCUGUCAGAUGCAGCAAUUCUUGAAAUGGAUGACCAGUCCCUUGUGUCUAUGCUCACCAUGGUUAAGGGAAUUGGUGUGUGGUCCGUUCAUAUGUUCAUGAUCUUUGCUCUACACCGUCCUGAUGUAUUGCCUGUGGGUGAUGUUGGUGUACGCAAAGGUGUACAACUUCUUUAUGGCCUCAACCAGCUACCGCAACCUUCACAGAUGGAUAAGUUCUGCGACAGAUGGAGACCAUAUAGGUCCGUUGGCUCUUGGUAUAUGUGGAGACUGGUAGAAGCUAAAGGACCAACAGUGCCAGCAGACCAACUUCCAAGGCUAGUGUAAGGGCCUGUUUCUAUAGACUGCCCAUACUACGCCGCAGCAACUGCUGGUGAAAGUUAGAACCUAGGCGGCAAACAGGUCAUUCUACUUUGCAUGUCGAGCUUCAGGUGAACUAUGGAAGUGCUCCAAUAAUAGUGGGAUCAACGAUGAGUCGGGUGGAAGGUAGACACAACUGUCAUACUAUAAUUGCUGGUCUUUCUCUUGCCAACAAGGCCGUGCAAACGGUUGUUCUUUGACCUGCUGUCUCGUUCUCUGAAGUGGAAUAGAUUCUUCAUACUCCUUGGCUAAUCAUUCUCAGAUCUCCUUCAGCAUACUCAAUGCAUACCACUGUCAAGUGCGAGCCCUCUCACGCUGUGAUACUCCUUCAAAAUCAUACCCGAGGAGCUUAGUUACCUACCUUUAUUGCAUUGAUGUCGACAUCUUCUGAUUCACUAAUAUUGUAAACUGUACAGAUUGGUCAGGACUAUAAACUGGUGGCCCAACAAAUAAGGUUGCGACUUUUGAAUGGCUAAAACCAAUGUAAGCUCUUGUUCAUGAAUCGAUGGAGAGCUGAAAUAACCAGGCAUGGCUUUACUAAAAUAAGACUGUGGGUGUCCUUGCUGUGAGAGAA
Molecule: messenger RNA, 1581 nt
Organism: Nymphaea colorata (pocket water lily)
Lineage: Eukaryota; Viridiplantae; Streptophyta; Magnoliopsida; Nymphaeales; Nymphaeaceae
Product: DNA-3-methyladenine glycosylase 1-like
Exons: 3
Coding region: 54-974 (306 amino acids)
Biological process (GO): DNA alkylation repair; base-excision repair, AP site formation; base-excision repair
Cellular component (GO): nucleus; protein-DNA complex
Molecular function (GO): DNA-7-methylguanine glycosylase activity; alkylated DNA binding; DNA-3-methyladenine glycosylase activity
Source: RefSeq, a predicted model, not a curated record